Molecule: messenger RNA, 354 nt
Organism: Symbiodinium pilosum
Lineage: Eukaryota; Dinophyceae; Suessiales; Symbiodiniaceae
Source: the annotation of a GenBank genome assembly
AUGAUUCGUACAACGACAGUUUGUUGCAGUCUUCCAGAAGACACAGAUCGAUUGGCCUUGUGCGACUCCGGUGACAUCACGGAGGCCGAAGCAAGCCUGGAGAAGGCUCGGUCUGUGCCGCCUAUGCCAAGGGAGGGCUCCCUGCCAGAGGAAACUCGUGGUCGCCAUGCAGGCUGGCUGGCUCCCGUUUCGAGUCCACAGUCUGCUGCCACAAUUCGUGGCCCAUGUCCCUUUCAAUCGCAGGAAGCGCUGCUGCCAGCGCUGCCCCAAGGUUGGGGGGCAGACCUUGGAAGUUGGCUUUGGCAAGCCGUUGGAGGAUUGUGCUGUUUCUCCAGAUGCAAGACGGAGCUGUGA